This is a messenger RNA of Mitosporidium daphniae, 969 nucleotides long. RefSeq lists its product as uncharacterized. Gene Ontology annotation, biological process: rescue of stalled cytosolic ribosome; positive regulation of protein phosphorylation. The transcript has 2 exons. The record is from RefSeq and is a predicted model, not a curated record. Gene Ontology annotation, molecular function: translation regulator activity; protein kinase C binding; ribosome binding. Bases 1 to 969 code for a protein of 322 amino acids. NCBI's taxonomy places the organism in Eukaryota, Fungi, Microsporidia. Gene Ontology annotation, cellular component: nucleus; cytosol.
AUGGAAGCACCCAUUGAAUUUAGCAACUCGGCAAAUAUUUCCCUAUGUGGAACCCUUAAGGGACACACAGACUCCGUAACGGCCAUCGCCUGUCCAACACGUCCAGAUGCAAACUACGUCGUUUCUGCAUCCAGAGAUAAGACCGUGAUGAUUUGGAACUUAACCCGCAAUAUGGAAAAUUACGGAGUUCCAAAGAAGGCCCUCAAGGGGCAUAACCACUUUAUCCAAGACAUGACUCUGUCCCCGGAUGGCGAGUAUGCACUGACCGCCUCGUGGGACAAGACCCUCCGCCUUUGGGAUCUCAACGUCUGUGCGACAACUUCGACUUUUGUCGGACAUAAACACGAUGUAAUGACGGUCUCCUUAUCUCCUGAUAACCGCCAAAUUGUGUCCGGUUCUCGCGAUAAGAGCAUCAAGGUGUGGAACAUAAAGGGAGAAUGCAGAUACACCAUCGAUGAUGCCCACUCCGAAUGGGUUUCCUCUGUUCGUUUCUCUCCAAACGCAGCAAAUCCGCUUCUCGUUUGUUGCGGUUGGGAUAAGGUUGUAAAGGUGUGGGACACCACCUCCAUGAAGCUUACGGCCAACCAUCUCGGCCAUUCUGGCUACAUUAACACCUCCAUGAUUUCACCUGAUGGUUCUCUCUGCGCCACCGGUGGAAAAGACGGUAAAGUUAUGCUUUGGGAUCUCAAUGAGCGUCAAUUUUUAUACUCCCGAGAUGCUGGUGAUGAGAUCAAUGCCCUUGUCUUUUCGCCAUCUCGCUACUGGCUUACUGCGGCCACUGCAUCUGGAAUCAUGAUUUGGGACUUGGAAACCAAGAAUUUGGUUGCCGAACUCACUGCUGAAUUCCCAUCGCUUGGGCCAAAGUCCAUUGCUCCCUCGUGUGUUUCUCUGGCCUGGAGCGCUGAUGGAACCACCCUUUACUCCGGAUUCACUGAUGGAAUCAUUCGUGUGUACCAGGUCAAUGCUUAG